Heterocephalus glaber (naked mole-rat) is the source of this 3618-nucleotide messenger RNA. Its product is annotated as lamina-associated polypeptide 2. Gene Ontology annotation, molecular function: DNA binding. The record is from RefSeq and is a predicted model, not a curated record. NCBI's taxonomy places the organism in Eukaryota, Metazoa, Chordata, Mammalia, Rodentia, Bathyergidae.
GCUGGGGUUUGUGCGGCUCCCGGGUCGACAGCGCUCGGGCCGUACUUCUGCUCCCGGGGGCUUUUGUGCCGGGCUGCGGCCCCGCUCCGCGUCCGCUCGAUCCAGCUCGGCCCGCGGCGCUCGGCCCAGAAGGGAGCCUCCGUGAGCGCCGAGGCGGCGGCGCGGCCCCGGCCAGCAGCCCCGAGCGAUCGCGCUGCGGGGCGGCGCGGGCCCCGAGAUGCCGGAGUUCCUGGAGGACCCGUCGGUCCUGACCAAAGACAAGUUGAAGAGCGAGCUGGUCGCCAAUAAUGUGACGCUCCCGGCCGGCGAGCAGCGCAAGGACGUGUACGUACAGCUCUACCUGCAGCACCUCACGGCGCGCAACCGGCCGCCGCUCGCCGCCGGCGCCAACAGCAAGGCCCCGCCGGACUUCUCCAGCGACGAGGAGCGCGAGCCCACGCCGGUGCCCGGCUCCGGGGCCCGCGGCCGCGCCGCCGUCGGCAGGAAAGCAACAAAGAAAACUGAUAAACCAAGAAUAGAGGAUAAAGAUGACCUAGAUGUAACAGAGCUCUCUAAUGAAGACCUUCUGGAUCAGCUUGUGAGAUACGGAGUGAACCCUGGUCCUAUUGUGGGAACAACCAGGAAGCUUUAUGAGAAAAAGCUGUUGAAACUGAGGGAACAAGGAACAGAAUCAAGAUCUUCUACUCCUUUACCAACAAUUUCUUCUUCAGAAAAUACAAGGCAGAAUGGAAGUAAUGACUCUGACAGAUACAGUGACAACGAAGAAGGAAAGAAGAAAGAACACAAGAAAGUGAAGUCCACUAGGGAUUUUGUUGCUUUCUCUGAACUUCCAACUACUCCCUCUGGUGGAUUUUUUCAGGGUAUUUCUUUUCCUGAAAUCUCCACCCGUCCUCCUUUGGGCAGGACUGAACUACAGGCAGCUAAGAAAGUACAUACUUCUAAGGGAGACCCACCUAGGGAGCCUCUUAUGACCACAAGCUUGCCUGGCAAGGGACAGAUGCAGAAGUUAGCCUCUAGAGGGAAUUUGUUUACUUCCUCCAAGUCUAGCCACGAUAGUUGUUUAGAGAGAAGUUCUUCUUCAUCUUCUCAGCAUGAACUCACUGCCAUGGGCUCUACCGCAGCUUCUCCUUCAGUGAUUAAAGAAACCACUACCACUUACUCUAAAGACAUAGUAGAAAACAUUUACCAUAGAGAAAAAAGUGGAAUUCAGCCAUUACCUACUAAAAGGGCCAAUAUUUCAGAUCAGUCAGUUCUGUCCAGCGAAAGUGAAGUGCUAGAGGAGUGUAGGAGAUCACAGGUACUUUCUCCACCACUUGCUCAGGCGAUCAGAGAGUAUGUCAGUUCUCUGUUAGUCCAGGGUGGGGUAAGUAGUUUACCUGGGACUUCUAACUCUAUAACCACACUGGAUAUAGAAAAAAUACUUAAGAGAAUUGAUCCAUCUAAAUUUCAAGAAACCAAAUCCCUGUCUUCUCCACGAAAAGUCCCUAGACUCAGUGAGAAGGCAGUAGAGGAAAAGGGUUCCAGCUCCUUGGUGGCAUUUCAGAGUAUACCUGGAUCUGCACAGAUGUCUGCUUCUGCCAAAACUGUUAUCUCUGAGUCGCUUACUACCUUAGGCAUAGAAAUGUCUACGCAGUCACAGCAUGAUAAAAUAGAUGCCUCAGAGCUAUCUUUUCCUUUCCAUGAAUCUAUUUUAAAAGUAAUUGAAGAGGAGUGGCAGCAGAUUGACAGACAGCUACCUUCAUUGGCAUGCAAGUAUCCAGUUUCUUCCAGAGAGGCAACACGAAUAUUAUCAGUUCCAAAAGUAGAUGAUGAAAUCCUGGGGUUUAUUUCUGAAGCCACCCCGCCAGCAGGUGUUCAGCCAGCCUCCACUGAAUCUUGCAAUAAACAUUUGGACAUAGCGCUCUGUAGAACAUACGAAGCUGCAGCAUCAGCAUUGCAGAUUGCAACCCACUCCGCCUUUGUAGCUAAGGCUACGCAGGCAGACAUCAGCCAGGCUGCACAGAUUCUUAGUUCAGAUCCUGAUCGCAUACCCCAGGCACUCGAGAUUCUGAGCAAAGCGUAUGAUGCGGCUUCGUUUCUUUGUGAAGCUGCAUUUGAUGAAGUGAAGAUGGCUUCCCGUACCAUGGCCUCUUCCACUGUUGGCCGCCGGCAUCUCUGGUUGAAGGAUUGCAAACUUAGUCCAGCUUCUAAGAAUAAGCUGACUGUUGCUCCCUUCAAAGGUGGCACAUUAUUUGGAGAAGUCCACAAAAUAAUUAAAAAGCGUGGAAAUAAACACUAAUAAAGAUAAGAACAAAGACAUCAGUCUUGUUUUUGAUAUGGAAAACUUAGGAGCUUUUGUAGGAGUGUCAGGUACUUUUAAGGUCAGAUUGCACUAAUUUCAAAAUGGUAAGCUUCUACUCAUUAAAUUGUAGCAUAAAAGUAAUUCCCUAUGUAGAAGUGCUCUUUUUUCUUUUUUCGAUAGGUUGGUACAAACAUAAUCUUUAUAGAUCACAUACUUGUCUCACAAAUAGUUUACUGUUUUCUCUUUUAACAAUGUUUUUACAACUCUUCAAAACUAAGAAUAUUCCAAUAAUUAAAAUAUAAGUAGAGUCCUUACUGUUUUUAAUAGUAUCAUACAUAUGUUCCUUUGUACUUAGGAUAGAAAUAAACACUUAUAUAUUCAAAAUAAUGAUUUUUUUCUUUUUGCUACUCAUGUCUAACUUCACUUUUUAGAACUUGUCCACACUUUACUCUUACAUUCUUAUUUUUGUUUGUUGCUUGUGUCUGAUAUUAUGAUGUCAGACGAAACGACUAGCCCACAGACAAUGAUGCACAAGAAUUGAAAUCUGAAGGGCUAGGGGUGUAGCUUAGUGGUUAACAGCAUGUGUUUACCAUGUGAGAGGCCCCAGGUCCAGUCCCACCCCCUCCCUAUUUUUAAUGAAGGAAUUUAAAUCUAGAGGCACUUUUUAGGCCAAUGCCAGGAUUUAUUUUUCUAGUGAACUUCUACUGGUAGCGAAAGCAGUGUAUGGGUUUCCAUUUUGAUGCAGGUGCCUCUUCUCUUCAGGGACAGGUAGUUUACAGUUCACAGACCAUACCAAUCCAUGGACCACACUUUGAGGAACACUGCUCUGCAUGACAGAUUCUCUGUGCAUACUCACUCACUAUUCUGUCGUUAGGUGAACUAGACACUGAAAAGGUGGGGCCUCUUUCUUCCUCUUUCUUUUUCUUUCAAGGUAUGUUAUAUUUCAUGAGUAUUUAGACUAACAAUCUGGAUGCUAAGAGCAAAUUGCAAUUAUUUUUGUUUUAAAGCCUUAAAUCAUACCAUAUCCAAGUGUCUGUUUGUAAAAAGCAAUGUAUUAAUCCUGUUUUCAUUUCUAUGAUUGUAAGGUAAGAAAGUCUGUAGAGGCAUUGUGGAAAAUAGUCUUAAGCAUGACAAAAUAUAGUCUCUUGGAUACUUCUCUAGCCAUUAUCAUAGGCUACACCUUCCAGCUUUGCAGCUUUCUGGAAGUAAUUUUAUUUGUUAUUUGUCUUCUGCAAUGUACAUGUGUACAUGUACCUACUAAGUGCUAUGUGAUUUUUUAAAAUGUAUUCUGUAGAAUGCUCCUACAAAUUCAAUAAAGUUGUUAAAUUUGAACAGUU